CGCAACUCUAAAAAACCCGCUGCCCCAUCCUGUCUCCACGACACCACCACUGCCGCAACCUAUCAUCGCACACGACACCGCAAACAUGGCGGACGACACAUCAUCGAAACGCAAAUCCGUGGCCUUCGCCGAGGGCCAGACAAUCGUCGACGGCGACGGAAACGUCACCCACGAUGCCAACGGAACGCACGACGGCGACAAGGACUCUGCCGCCACCCAUAGCAAGGAGAACGGCGAUGACCAGGCUGUCGAUGAAGUGACGGCCAUGUUCGAGGGACUGGCCAAGAAGAAGAAGAAGAAGCCAAAGAAGGAGGCCGAAGACGACGAGGCAGAGGAGAAAGCAGAGGAUGACGGCGAGGUCGAUCUGUCGGCGCUCAAGAAAAAGAAGAAGAAGAAGGUCAAGGCGCCCGCAGAUGACUUUGAGAAGCAGCUUGCAGAGGCAGGCGCUGCGGAAGGCGAGGCCGAGGAGAAGCCCUCCACGGACGCCGCCGAGAAGGGCGUGCAGGACGGCGACAUCCACGGCGGUACCGGUAUCUGGGCACACGACGAGACCAAGACAUACAACUACGAGAGCCUGCUUUCACGCUUCUUCGUCAUGCUUCACGACUCGCAUCCUGAUCUUGCUUCUAGUGGAGGCAAGAGCUACAAGAUUCCUCCACCACAGUGUCUGCGUGAAGGUAACAAGAAGACCAUCUUUGCCAACAUUGCCGAUAUCUGCAAGAGGAUGAAGCGAACAGACGAGCACGUUACACAAUUCUUGUUCGCCGAAUUGGGUACCAGCGGUUCCGUGGACGGCAGCCGAAGACUGGUUAUCAAGGGUCGUUUCCAGCAAAAGCAGAUCGAGAACGUGCUCCGUCGUUACAUUGUCGAAUACGUGACCUGCAAGACCUGCCGAUCGCCCGACACCGAGCUCAGCAAGGGAGAGAACCGUCUCUACUUCGUCACUUGCAACUCCUGUGGUUCUCGUCGUUCCGUCACUGCUAUCAAGAGCGGUUUCUCUGCCCAAGUCGGCAAGCGUAAGCGUAUGCAAGGUUAAGCGCUUACAGCACGUUGGGAGCUUUGCCUGUCAUCAUAUUCUGCUACCUCUGCUCCACUUUGGUGGCGGCUUUCCUUCGAAACCUAUGUCGGCGAUGAUCGAGUUUGCACAUCUGGUGAUUUCGAGAGCGCGAUGAGUAUCAUGAAGGAGAUGACGGCCAGGACUGGCGCACGCUGGUGGCGCACGCUGGUGGCACACGCCUCUAUGUCUGGAGGGCUGUUCGCCCACGAGACUAGCCAGCGACGCAAUUGGCAGCAUGAGGAGUAACACGAUGAGUGUGAUGACAGGUGUUUGAAGGUGUAGCGUGCAGUAUAGAGGCUGAAUAUGAGUAUGACCUGAGAUGUCCCGUUUCUGCCAAA
Messenger RNA from Cercospora beticola, 1395 nucleotides. It is a transcript of the gene SUI3, whose product is annotated as translation initiation factor eIF2 subunit beta. Gene Ontology annotation, molecular function: translation initiation factor binding; mRNA binding; translation initiation factor activity. NCBI's taxonomy places the organism in Eukaryota, Fungi, Ascomycota, Dothideomycetes, Mycosphaerellales, Mycosphaerellaceae. The record is from RefSeq and is a predicted model, not a curated record. Gene Ontology annotation, cellular component: eukaryotic translation initiation factor 2 complex. Gene Ontology annotation, biological process: formation of translation preinitiation complex; translational initiation; formation of cytoplasmic translation initiation complex.